AUGCUGUCCAACACUCCGCCAACCAGCAGUCUUCAUGCCCGUCACAGGCACCGACGCCAGAACUCGACACCGACGGCAUUCGAAGCAGUGAAGAUCCAGCCCUUGCCUAACAAUGUCCAGCGCCAACGUGCCCUCGGCCACCGCCGGGGCCUCAGCCUGGAUACUCGCAGACAAGUGAUGUCUCCUAACGGAACAAGGCAGGACUUUGCGCAGCAUGUUCUGCGAGAAGCGCAGCAGCAACGCAUACAAGCACGCCCGGGCCCCCGACAGCAAGCACACCUUCACCAACAACAACAGCACCAACAACACCAACUUCAGCACCAACAACACAUGUUCGUGGCCGCCAACGACCAUGAGAACUACCUCAUGUCCCCCCAUGGCACGCCGGCCGCCCAGCGUUUCGACGCCACAUGCUUCGAUUCCACCCCCAUCCAGUUCGACCAGUAUGGCAACCAGAUGAACGGCAUGAUGGCCAAGAACCAGCAGGCCUACGGCGCCAGCAUGGGAGGCAACAAGGACUUUGAGCUCUUUGGCUCUGACAGCGCCCUCUCGACGCCCUCCUUCAUGAACUUCAGCGACGCUCCCAACACUCCCCAGGGCUGGAUCUCUGAGGGAGAAACUGCCAGCACGAGGCGGUCGUCGCGGAGAAUCAGCAACGGCAUCAUGGACAGGGUCAGCAAAUUCGAGACCAUGGGCAUUGAGCAGAUGUCAAGACCAAUGACACCUCCUACUCAGAAUGCAACAAGUACGUUCCUCGAACCAUCGUCUGCGUACAUUGACUUACAAGCCGCAGAUUACUUUCCUCCUACUCCUAUGGAGACGCCUCAUGAUCGGGCUAUCAAGCACGAGCCAAUGUCCGCCAGGCCAAGUCGCUUCGCCGACGGCUACGAUGAGUCCAUGGAGGAGACGCUGAAGCCCACGAGGAGGUCGAACCAGAGAACGCAGAACAUCUUUGAGGAGCUGCGGAGACAGUCUGAGCAGACCUCCAUGCCCGUCCCCCAGCAACCCACCCAGGUGACCGAGGCGGCCAUGUACGAGCAGUCGAUGCCCACCGCCGACUUCAUGAACAUGAACAACUUCAACAACGAGUUCAUGAAGAUCCAAGGCACGUACGACGGCAUCACUGACGACUUCGCUGCCUCCGAUCUCUCUGCGCAAUCCACCCCUCACACUCCUCUCAUGAACUUCCACGCGGCGUUCGACAACAGGCCCGAUCUGAGGCAUCCCAACAUGGAGAUUUCGUCCUCUUCCCCCACUUGUUCGUUCGACAUGUCCCGCCGUACUUCCCCUCACCGCCGUACCGAGUCUCUUGCCAGCAUUGCCAGCGCCGCCAGCAUCGCGAGCAUCAACAUCGAGGAGACCAAGACCGACACCGGUGUCACAAUCGAGGAUAUCGCAAACUAUAUCCAAGGCCCCGAUCCUGGCGACGGCAAGUGGACCUGCGUGUACGAGGACUGCGGCAAGAAGUUCGGCCGCAAGGAAAACAUCAAGUCCCACGUCCAAACCCAUCUGAACGACCGCCAGUACCAGUGCCCUACCUGCAAGAAGUGCUUCGUCCGCCAGCACGACCUGAAGCGCCACGCCAAGAUCCACACUGGCAUCAAGCCCUACCCCUGCGAGUGCGGCAACAGCUUCGCCCGCCACGACGCCCUCACCCGCCAUCGCCAGCGCGGCAUGUGCAUCGGAGCCUUCGACGGCAUCGUCAAGAAGGUCGUCAAGCGCGGCCGUCCCCGCAAGCACCGCCCCGAGAUGGACGAGCGCGUCAACAAGUCCGCCCGCACCAGAACCAAGAACAAGUCCACCACCUCCACCUCGUCGCAGUCCGGAUACUCGGACAGCUCUGCAGUCAACUCCCCAGAGAACGACUUCAACAUGAUGGACGAGCAGUUCGAGAUGGGCGGCAUCAGCAUCGAGCGGCCAGGCCUGGACAUGCCUCUGCAAAUCACAACCGUGUCUUCUGCGCCGAUGCCCUCAUCACCCCCCAGAAUCCACAAGGAGUUGGACAUUGAACCGUCACCCGCCGCCAGCAGCCACCACUCGGGGUAUGUCUCUCCGGAAGCACUGAUGGAGGCGCCAACGGCGUUGUCCCAGCAACCAGAAUCCCCAGCCAAGAGCGAGUACAACACCCCGCCCGAGCUCUCCCAGUCAUCCUCGCCCCCGCCCAACCAGUUCUUCGACGCCGAGCCCAAUGCUUCCGGCUUUAGCGACGACUCGUUGCUCGCCGGUAUGCGGGGCAACGCCGGCGUCGGUGUCGGCAACACCAGCAUCUCCAGUCUGGGCCUGGACCCCGACGACGAGAUGCUGAUGAAGACCUUUUCGGGCGAGGAGGGUCUCGUGCAGUUUGACCGCGAGUCCAACAUGCUCAUGAUGAACAAGUUUGACGAGUUCGACGACCCCGUCAACAUGUUCACCAACGACGACGUCUUCUUUGGCAGCUCAUGA
Colletotrichum gloeosporioides is the source of this 2442-nucleotide messenger RNA. RefSeq names its product Cell wall transcription factor ACE2. Gene Ontology annotation, molecular function: RNA polymerase II cis-regulatory region sequence-specific DNA binding; DNA-binding transcription factor activity, RNA polymerase II-specific. The transcript is spliced from 2 exons. Bases 1 to 2442 code for a protein of 813 amino acids. Gene Ontology annotation, biological process: regulation of transcription by RNA polymerase II. Gene Ontology annotation, cellular component: nucleus. NCBI's taxonomy places the organism in Eukaryota, Fungi, Ascomycota, Sordariomycetes, Glomerellales, Glomerellaceae. The record is from RefSeq and is a predicted model, not a curated record.